Molecule: messenger RNA, 792 nt
Organism: Anisakis simplex (herring worm)
Lineage: Eukaryota; Metazoa; Nematoda; Chromadorea; Rhabditida; Anisakidae
Source: the annotation of a GenBank genome assembly
AUGUCGAACGAUGUGUCGGGUCGUGUUACUUCAAUUGCUCAACUGGUAGCUGGAAUGAAAAAUUUGAAUGUUACUUUCAUCGUAAUUGAUGUUGGAGCGUCACGUCGAACGCAACAAGGACACGAUAUUCGGACAGUACGAGUGGCCGAUCCAAGCGGUUCAAUUUUAAUGUGUGUUUGGGAUACAGUCGCUGAGGUGAUUCGCUCAGGGGAAAUAUGGCGUUUAAGGAAUGGUUAUACGAGUGUGUUUCGAGGUGCGCUAGGUUUGUCGUGCGGUAAAGCUGGGGACUUGAUGAAAAUCGGCGAGUUCUUUAUGGUAUUCUCAGAAGUACCAAAUAUGAGUGAAUAUAGCCCUGAGUUGGCUGCGAAAUAUCCAAUGCCAAGGAAGGGAUCACCGGGUGAUGAGAAUGGAAACGGUGGUGGAGGAGGUAUUGAUCAGUCGUCGUCAAGUUCAGGACUGGGUGGAGGUGCAACGAAUACAACGGGGGGAUUAGGAGUAUGUUCAGGUGGAGUAACUGCUCAACCAAGCUCAACAUCGGCGACAUUAGGUGGCGGCUCUCAACAAUCUGCUAGCGCUUUGCAAUCGUGUUCAUCGGCGAGUGGAGUGGGUGCAGGCUCAGCGUUAUCGUCAAGAAACGUUGCUGGUACGAAUAUGAGUGUGACGGGUUUUGUAAAUAAUGCUGGUGCUAUUGCAAGUGCAGGUGCAGCAACUCGAAGAGCAUUUCAGUCAGGGUUCUGUCGAUCGGAUGAUCAGCAUCCACGUACCGCCAAGCUGUCUCGUGUAUCAAUGUAG